Passer domesticus (house sparrow) is the source of this 2390-nucleotide messenger RNA. Its product is annotated as SET-binding protein-like. Gene Ontology annotation, molecular function: histone H3K4 methyltransferase activity. Gene Ontology annotation, biological process: regulation of DNA-templated transcription. The coding region runs from base 881 to 2170 and encodes 429 amino acids. The transcript has a single exon. The record is from RefSeq and is a predicted model, not a curated record. Gene Ontology annotation, cellular component: nucleoplasm. Lineage: Eukaryota; Metazoa; Chordata; Aves; Passeriformes; Passeridae.
UACAGCUAAGUGGCGAUGGACCUGUAGCCAACCUAAAUCUAUCCUUCAGGAGACCUCCAUGACAACAUCUGAGAAGCUGAUUGUGGAGCCUCCUUUAGCCUAUCCAAUCACACCAUCCAGCCCUCUUUAUACCAAUACAGACAGUCUUACUGCGAUAACACCUGGCAAGAUAAAAAGAGGACGACCAAAGAAACAGCCUUUGCUCACUGUUGAAACCAUUCAUGAGGGAACCUCCACCAGCCCAGUAAGUCCAAUCAAUCAUGAAUUUCCAGGAACAAAGAAAAGGAAGAGAAGGAAUCUACCCAAGUUGGCCCAGAUAGUUCCAGGAGAGGACAAGCCCAUCAGUGAACUCAAGUUUCACAAAAGGGUCGUGAAGCUUGGGGUCUUAGAUAAGAAGACCAUCAAGACCAUUAAUAAAAUGAAAACCCUCAAGAGGAAAAACAUUCUCAAUCAGAUCUUGUCCUCCUGCUCCAGCUGUAUAGCUCUGAAAGCAAAAGUCCAGACCCUGUUUAGUGUUGGGCCAACCACCAUUGAUGCUAGACUAGGGAAGCAGAUCAAUGUCAGCAAGAGGGGGACUAUCUACAUUGGUAAAAAACGGGGCAGAAAGCCAAGGGCAGAGCUGCAACCUCAGACAGAAGAACCUAAGGCAGCCAUCAAGCACUCAAGGCCUGUUUCCAGCCAGCCAGAAAACCCAACAGUGCCUUCCAACCUGCAGUCACUUGUGGCAUCAUCACCAGCAGCUAUUCAUCCGCUUUCAACACAGUUAAUGGGGAUUAAUGACAACCUCAGCCCUGCAAGUACUGAAACUAAUUUUUCACAGUUAAAAACUAUGCCAAAUCUUCAACCUAUCAGUGCUCUUCCUCCAUAAACCCAGAAAGGAAUGCACAAUAAAACUUGGAAGCUGUCUCCACCCUGGUUAAUGGCUAAUUCACCUUUUAACCUCUUUGAAAUAGAUUCUCUGAAAGAAGUCAUGCUGUCGCCAGUGAGCGAGUCUCACAGUGAGGAAACCAUACCAAGCGACAGUGGGAUAGGUACAGACAACAACAGUACCUCUGACCAAGGCGAGAAAAGCUCAGAAUCCCACCAGAGAUACUCCUUUGAUUUCUGCACCCUGGGCAAUCCAGAGGCUAUCCCAUCUGACACCAGCAUAAAGAACAGGCAUGGUCAGCAGCAGAAACAUCUCAUUGUGGAUAGCUUUCUCUUUCAUGAGGGUAUUAAAAAGCUGAAGCACAGGAGGAAAAGGAAAAGCCUGCAGAACACAGAUGACCUCCAGUUUCUGGCAGACCUUGAUGAACUCAUCAAUAAGUUUCAAGUGUUCAGGAUUUCUCAUAAAAGUUAUAUAUUUUAUCAUGAAAAUCCAUAUACCAGCCUCUUCAGGAUUAAUUUUGGUCACUACUACCCUGUGCCAUAUAUCCAGUAUGACCCAUUGCUCUAUCUUCUCAGGACCUCUGAUAUAAAGUCUAAGAAGAAGUGUGGUAGACCUGCCAAAACCAAUGACGCCAUGACAAAGGUGCCUUUUUUACAAGGGUUCAGUUACCCUAUUCCCAGUGGGAGUUACUAUGCACCUUAUGGAAUGCCUUACACAUCAAUGCCUAUGAUGAAUCUUGGUUACUAUGGUCAGAAUCCAGCUCCUCUGUACCUGUCUCACACACUUGGAGCAGCUUCCCCAUUUAUGAGACCUAUUGUGCCCCCACACCAAUUCCAUGCAAGCUCUCAUAUGAAGAUGUCCACCACUGCCAAACAUAAAGCAAAACAUGGAGUGCAGCUACAGGCCCCUAUGGGAAUGGGCCUUGGAAACAUGCAAUCCUCUUUGGCUCCUCCAAAAGUUGGAGGAACAAGCCUUUCAAGUGGCCGACUUCACAAAAGGAAACACAAACAUAAGCACAAGCAUAAGGAUGAGCAGAUAUUGUGGACACAUGAAGAUCUGAGUGGUCUCUUUGCUAGCAAGUCCACUGGCUUCUUCAGCCAUGCAAUCAAUGAAAGGCUAAGCAGCUCAGAUAAAGACUUCUCCUUGCUCAACAAGAAAAGAAAACACAAGGAGAAGCAGAAGCACCAGCAUUGUGAAACCAGACACAAAGGCUCAAAGAGUAACUUUGAAGCAGAUACACUGUCUAUGUUAUCACUUUCUGAUGCCCAGCAGUGGACACAGAGUAAAGAUAAUAGCAACUGAAGCAAUGAUCCCGUUGACUCUUGCACAAAGAGAUACUCUGGUAAUACUGAGAGUAAUGGAAGGUCAGAGUCCCCAGGCAUGUUUGGUGAAACGAAUUCCUCAAGUGAGAAGCAGGACAAGGAUGCAAGUGGGAAUAAAAGAAGCUUUGAAGGGUUUGGAACUUUCAGGGGAAAGGACAUUCAGCCCUUCAGGACAAAUAGGAAGAACAGAAGUACUUAUG